This is a messenger RNA of Ostreococcus lucimarinus CCE9901, 1512 nucleotides long. RefSeq lists its product with no specific name. Gene Ontology annotation, biological process: intra-Golgi vesicle-mediated transport. Gene Ontology annotation, cellular component: COG complex. NCBI's taxonomy places the organism in Eukaryota, Viridiplantae, Chlorophyta, Mamiellophyceae, Mamiellales, Bathycoccaceae. Bases 1 to 1512 code for a protein of 503 amino acids. The record is from RefSeq and is a predicted model, not a curated record. The transcript is spliced from 2 exons.
AUGACGUCGAGCCACCCUUCCGACGCGACUUACGUCGCACAGCUACUCUCUCGCGGCGUCGAGAACCUCGCGGAGGAACCCAAACGACUCGAAGAGGACGCCGCGCGCGCUAAACGACGACUUGAAGACGUCAGCGUCCGAAACUACCGCGCGUACAUCGACGCCGCGGCGUGCUACGCGGCGGUGAGGGCGGAGGUGAAGGACGCGGCGACGCUGUUGGAGACGCUCGAGGCGCAACUGCCGGAUUUGAAGCGCGGAUGCGAUGGAUUCGUGAAAGGCGCGAAAGAGAUCGCGAAAGCGCGAGCGAUGAAUCGGACGCUGAUGAAUAACUCUGGGGCGGUGGCGGAAUUGCUGGAGGUGCCGAAGUUGCUGGAUGCGUGCGUGCGGAACGGGCACUACGACGAGGCGCUGGAUUUGGAAAAUUUCGUGGCGAAGAUGGAAGCGACGCACGGGGAUAUUGCGUUGGUGAAGAGGUUAGCGGACGAGGCGCGGGCGUCGAGUGCGGAGAUGUUGCGAGCAUUGUUAGCGCGGUUGCGAGUGGGAAUACAGUUGCCGGAGUGCUUGCGGAUGGUGGGGUAUUUGAGGCGUUUGAGCGCGUACGACGAGACGACGCUGCGCAGGACGUUUUUGGCGUGCCGAGAAGAGUACAUCGCGAAUACGGUCGGGGAGUUGGAUGACACGAACGCAUACGAGUACUUGAAAAAGCUCACGGACACCCAUCGCGUGUCGCUGUUCGACGUCGUCAUGCAGUAUAGGGCGAUAUUUUCAGACGAAGCGGGUGACGACGCGGGCGAAGACGGCGGCGCGUUGUUGUACAGCUGGGCAACGCAUAGGAUCUCCAAAUAUUUGGACUUAGUCAAGGCCACGCUUCCGCGCGUGUACGAAGGUGGAGCGCUGGCGUCGGUGUACGAGCACUGCGAGUAUUGCGGCACGAGCUUGGCGCGCGUGGGAUUGGACACGAGGCCGCUGUUGCGCCCUGUGUUCGGCGACGCGGCGAUGGCCGUCUUCGACGCCGCGCUCGCUUCCGCGGGUGAUGAUUUCGAGCGCGCGCUCGCAUCGGCGACAUGGACGGCGGCAUCGUCCACCGCUGAAUCCACACCUUUGGCUGCGAAAACAGAGGCAGGCGAUAACGUCGAGGGUCCGCCCGCGACGUUGGCCGAUCACGUCCCGCUCGCCGCCUUCGUCAACGGCGUCCUCUUGGCGUACAACGAGCUUCGACACCUCACCCCCGCCCUCGAGCUCAACCUUCGGCUCGCACGUUCCCUCGAGUCUGCGUUCAGCCGCGCCACCGCCUCCUUGCUCGCGCACGGCCAAUCCAAGGAUGCAUCCGCGGCUCGAGACGACCGCGCGCGCGCCGCCUUCCUCGCGUGCGUCCGCGCCUACCUCGACGCCGCCGCCCCAUUCCUCGUCCGCGCCUUCGCCAGGCUCAUCGCCGGCGCCCCGCACGACUUGAAUCGCGUCAUCGAAGACGCUCGAGCGGCGCUAGCGCCCAUCGUAGACUCAGAAUUGUAA